AUGGGGAUGAGUAACCUCGGCGACAGUCUGCAAUUCGAUUUUCAGGACUACAACAACCACCAGCAGGGCCACGGAUCGCAAUUGAUGCACCAGAAUGAUGGGGACCAGAUCGGUACGCGGAUGGAUGAAGGGCAUGGCGCAAUGGGGCACGAUAUCACGAUGCACGAGCAUAUGCCUUCGAUGUCCACGGCGGGGAGCCACCCCACCAUCCCGGGCCCGAUCGACGGGGAACCCUCGGGCGAGAGCAUCGUGGAGUUGGAUGCCCAGAUACAGUACUUGCAGCAGCGGAGGCAGCAACAGCAGCAGCAGCAGAUGCAGGAACAGCAGCGGAAUUACUAUGCCCAGAACCGAAUGAUCCCGCCCACUCCCAACAGCAUGGAACUGCACGGCUCCAACUCCCAAUUCUACCCGCAGUCGGAUCCCCAGCACCAAGCUAUGUAUGAGAGGUAUCGGAUGCAAGCAAAGGAUCAGGAGAUGGCCUUCACCCCGCUCGUAUCGCCUGCUGUGACUCCUCUCGAUGCACACUUCAACAUCCCCGAAUAUACAGUUCCAGGCGCGUACUUUAGUCCUUUGAGCUCCCCGGCCCUACAUGCGCAGAAUGAACAGGCUUCGGCGUAUGACCAGCGACAUUCCGGAUCGACGAACUCGCCAAUCGACCUCAACCUCGACAGCCACUCUGCGCCCGGAAGCUCUGUGAUUCUCUCGAGGAAGCCCAGCAGGAAGGCAUUGCAGCAGAAGCCCCGCAGUACUCGCUCAGUGCGGCAAUCCCCAAUUAGCAAACCACGCAAGGGGGGAAAGAAGAGUUCCGGUUCCGCCAUCCCUAGCCAAGCUCUCGGUGAUAUUCUGGAACCCUCAAAUGCUCAGGUUGCCAAUUCAAAAGCGACCAGUUCAUCCCACUCGACAGCCAGCACAGAAGAGUCGGAGAAUGGCUCAAUAUCUCCUGAACACCUGUCAGAUAUGGCGCCGCCACCGGUUCCGCUGCCGGGAUCCGCGGGGAGAUCGCCCUAUAUCCAGGCACAGAAGAAUGCCAGAGCGGAACGCUUGGCUCUUGGAUCGCCAGCUACCCCAGCUUCACUUAUGAGACUCACGCAAUCACCGGCUUCCAACCAGCCGGUAACAACCGAAGAUAUGGAUAUAGACGACCGGGCAAUAGAAGGAUUCAGAUUACCCGAAGCUGCGAAUGCUACCAGACCCCCGACCUCCCGGAUGGAGUCACAGUCGGAUGGCCAGGUCACUCCCACCUUGAGCGCAGCAGGUGCCAAAACCCCCGGGCUCCAACCCUUACCUCCCCCUGCCUUCGCUCGGCCCAGAAUGUCGAUAUCGGCGAGCCAAAGCCCCCAGAUCGACCCGAUGAAUGGAGCAAAUGGGUCGUCCCGCAAGACGCCCCAACUCGCUCCUCGCGGCUCCAAGAAGCGAUCCGGCAGCUCGGUGCUCGCAUCGCCCGCACUCCUACCCAGGAUAUCACCGAGUAUAAAACCACUGCUUCCCGGGGGUGGAUCUGUGUCUGAGGAUACAGCCUCCCUUCUCCUAGCGUCAAAAUCAAAUUAUCAGAAUAUUCUUGAGGGUACACAUCUUCCUGGAGUCUCAUAUCCCACGGAGCUCUCGACAAACCUCACAUCAAAACGCACAUCCCACAAGAUUGCAGAGCAGGGUCGGAGGAAUCGCAUCAAUUCCGCGCUGCAGGAGAUCGCUACCCUACUACCGCGCGCCUCGAGCAAGGACAGUGGUGGUGAGAAGAGCGGCAGCGGUGACGGCGGCGAGGCUCACGAAGGCGGGACCACGAAAGAAACCCCCCAGAGCGCAAACAGCAAGGCGAGUACCGUGGAGCACGCCAUCGAGUACAUCAAGCAACUAAAGAAAGAUCUCGCCGAGGCGAACAAGAGGGCCGAGGAAGCUGAAAAGCAGCUGGCGGCCAAAACCAGCGCCAGCACCAGCACCAGCACCAGUACCAGCACCUAG
Amorphotheca resinae ATCC 22711 is the source of this 1959-nucleotide messenger RNA. RefSeq lists its product as hypothetical. Gene Ontology annotation, molecular function: protein dimerization activity. The record is from RefSeq and is a predicted model, not a curated record. NCBI's taxonomy places the organism in Eukaryota, Fungi, Ascomycota, Leotiomycetes, Helotiales, Amorphothecaceae. The coding region runs from base 1 to 1959 and encodes 652 amino acids. The transcript is spliced from 2 exons.